Molecule: messenger RNA, 3445 nt
Organism: Homalodisca vitripennis (glassy-winged sharpshooter)
Lineage: Eukaryota; Metazoa; Arthropoda; Insecta; Hemiptera; Cicadellidae
Product: AN1-type zinc finger protein 6-like
Exons: 5
Coding region: 393-944 (183 amino acids)
Molecular function (GO): zinc ion binding; DNA binding
Source: RefSeq, a predicted model, not a curated record
GGUAGCCAAUGGUAAGGCAGAAACGAAUCACGUGACCUCUCCUUGUAGUUCUGUGGAUGGUUGUUCGUGAUAAGUUGUGUGAAGGUAUGACCUGUCAUUUGUGAUAGUUUAGUGACUAAAUUGGUUGUUGUUCCUUCAAAUAACUUAACAUGGAGAGCUGGUCCCAGCUGUAACCGAGGAUGCUAUUCCACUAUAGCCCAUCACAACCAGUCAGCAUACUUAUCUGCUAGCAACUAACUAUCGUGACAUGGUGACGCAGACAUCUUGACACUUGAGGAAGGAAGGGAACACAAUUGAUCUAGUGAAUUUUCAAGAAACCAAACAUAAAGCCAUCAGCAACAUAAGAACACUCGGUUUUAGUUAUCGGAAUUUUUAGAUAUUGAAUAGUCACUAUGGAGCGUGAAAGCAACUCAAUGCAAGCGUUGUGCCGGUCUGGAUGCGGUUUCUACGGUAAUCCUGCCACUGACGGACUAUGUUCGCUGUGUUACAAAGAAGCGCUCAAGAAGAAACAACAACCACCCAGCACCACCUCCUCCACAGCUACGUUCUCCACUCCCCAAGCAACCCUGAUGGAGACGCACACAGCCGUGCCCACAAUCCCUGUCAUCAGUCCAGCGCCAACUCCCGCUCCCUCCCUUGGCGAUAACAAGGACACGGAAGGGGAAGCAGCAGGCAGCAGUAGUGCAGCGGAUAAUAACCAGGACCUGGACGAAGGACAGGACAACAAGGAUGAUAAGGACUCUAAGAAAAAGAAAAACCGCUGCGCCAUGUGUCGCAAGAAGGUUGGGCUCACAGGUUUCGAGUGUCGCUGCGGAGGCCUGUACUGUGCUGUCCACCGAUAUUCGGACAAGCACGACUGCUCGUUUGACUACCGAGAGCUUGGCGCACAAGAAAUCCGGCGCAACAACCCAGUUGUCGUCGGUGAGAAGAUUCAGAAGAUAUAAGAGUCGUCGAUUGUGCGCGAACCCACCACCUUAGAACGAAAAAAAGACCUUAAUACCAAUUAAUAUAGCUUGAAAUUUUUUAUUAUAAAAAUAGUUAUUUUAGUGACGUAGGUUUUUUACGAGUGCAUUGGAAUUUUGGAGUGCGGAGGUGACUAGUGCGGAAGACAGUCAUUUUUUUAGUCUGCGUAGACAAGCCUCCGAAUGGACUUGCACAUAGCCAAAAUCUAACGCGACUCUAAAAAUCUACUUUAAUAAAUAACUACUAUUUAAGGGAAUACAAAUUUUAUUAACUUAGGAUGGUAAUGAGUUAUCUAUCUUUUGAUUGUUUUGAGUAGUGUAAAUCCAUAAAUUUUGUUAUUCUUUCAUCUCUUUAAAUUUGUUUUUAUGAAUCUUCCUCGAUAACCACUCAAGUCUUUAUCUAGUUUACAUGAACUUGGAUAGUUUGAUAAAUGUGUGGUCGUGCGCAGUUGUAGUAUGAACACGAAUUGUGCGUGGGAGAGCCGGUCUUGUAACGGUUUAUAGGUGUCGAUAUCCAUACGUGUACGCUACAUAAGUGUGUGCUUAUUUCUUUGUUCACAAUUAAGUGUUACCAAUAUUGUUUUGUUGAGUUGCAGGCAGCCAAUAUAUAAACCUUAAAACUAUUCUGUUUAUUACUGUUUACUAAUAAUUUCUUAGUUAAUGGGCCAAAGUCUAAGGAAACCUUGAAGGUUUUGUUGUUUUUGCUCCCGUAAUACAUAGAUUAAUUGUAAAAUUGUUUUGGCAUAGCCCUUAGCCAAGUGUUUUGUUCUAGGCACACCUUGAGUAUUUUGUUAUUUCAAUUGGUUUGUGUAUGUGUGGUGGGUUUUCUUAUCCUAAGCAGAAUUGAUUUCCCAGGAGAAACUGACCAUCUUUGUUAGAUUUUGUUAAAAAUUAUGAGUUGUUUUUUUUUAAUAGUUAAUUAUAAAUUGUAAUUUGUUUUGUAGAUUUUAAGCCAAGCCAAACUGUUUUCUUAGAGUAAAAGUUAUUGUGUAUAAAGUUUCUAAGUCUGCAAAAUCAGUUAUUCAGUUUUAGUAAAACUCGAAAUAGCAUAAUCAGUUGUUCAGUUUUAGUAACAUUAUAUAUAACAGUAUUGUAGAAUAUUCAUGUUUUGACCUUUUUAGUUAGCUUGCUGAAAUUAUCACAUUUUAUUCAAGAACUAUAAUGAAGAACCCAGACUGCUGUUAAAUUUAAGAAUGUAUAACUGAAAAUAAUAAAGACAGUGCAUAUGUAAUAAUUAAUGCACAUUAAGUUGUUAAGAAUCUGUUAAUAUUCAAUAAAUUUUUACUGAUUAUAAUUUAAUUUUGUGGUUUUUUUUAUCUAUAUAAUGGAGAGAUUAAAAAAUAUUACGAUAUAAUUACAGAUAUAAUUAAACGUUGGGUAUAAAAUAGUUGCAUCACUUUCAAUUUUAGAAUGCGACUUGAAAUAAUAUUAAGAAAUAAAUAACAUUAUUUUUUACUCUGAAAAAAUGUUUUCCUAUUUUAUUAUCAAUAUUGUGUACUAUAGAUUAAAUGUUGCGGAUAUUAAGUGCUCAAUUUCAAAUGUAUGCACUAUAGCUAGUUCCAGACAAAAUAGUGUCUAUUAUUCUGUUUGGAAAUCUUUGAAGUAUUCACAAAAUAUAGGCCAGAUUUUUUAGCCAAAAUUUUAGAUUAGUAUGUUGUUAUAUUAAAUAUAAUUGUUUGCUUUAAAUUAGUGUUCCUUGUUUUCAAGUUUUAAGUAAUAAAUAAUUAAUUUUUGUAGUAGACAGAAAUAUAGCUAUUGAAAAUGACUUAAUUUCCACCAAAAUUCAUCAAAAUCCGCUAAUGCUAGGUCAAUAUUAAAGCCACGUGAGGCCCUGCUAAUCCUAUAUGAUUUUCACAAUCUAUUCCAGUAUCAACUGCUGUUUAUGUAUAUUUGAGUCUUUUUAUGAUUCCCAUAACCGAUAGAGAAUUGUAGUGUUUAAAAAUACAUUUGUACUUGAGCAUUCUUUUAUUUUUCACAAGCAACAAAGAAAGGCUGGUGUUAUGAAAAGUUGUUAUUAUGUCAAAUACUUUCUCCUGUGUUUUUUCUGUUUAAUAUUUCACCUAUCCACAGCUAGACAAAGAAAAGGCCACAGUUUUUCCACUGUCCAUUACUGCUUGUGAUUAUUGUACAUUACGUUUUCAACUGUCACAAAUAAUAUAUUUAUGUAAAUAUUAUAUGUUUUGUAAGUAUCCUCAUUUGUUAACUGGACUUGCUGGAGUGAAAGCUAGUGAAAUUUUCUUUUUGUGUGAAUGAACAUGGGUUUUCAGCGAAGAACAUUUGUAGUGUAAGUGACUUUAUGUGGAAUUAGUUGAAAAUUUAGUUAUGCGAAAGCUUACAUAGUUUUAUGGUCGUUGACAGCGUGUUUGGUGCGUGUUAAUUUGAAGAUAAUUUCAAAAUCCACAUAGUCUUUUGGAGUUUGUUCCAUAACUAUAUUGUUCUAAAUUAAUGACAUGUAUCGAGGUAUAAUAAACAAUACAAACAGC